Messenger RNA from Glossina fuscipes, 1182 nucleotides. RefSeq names its product pupal cuticle protein Edg-78E (gene Cpr100A). The record is from RefSeq and is a predicted model, not a curated record. Gene Ontology annotation, molecular function: structural constituent of chitin-based larval cuticle. The transcript has 3 exons. NCBI's taxonomy places the organism in Eukaryota, Metazoa, Arthropoda, Insecta, Diptera, Glossinidae. Gene Ontology annotation, cellular component: chitin-based extracellular matrix. Bases 213 to 923 code for a protein of 236 amino acids.
GUAAGCUGUGUCACUGCGGAAGGCAGUUUAUUCAAAUAGUCUGUUGCUGUCGGUCUCGAUCUCGUAUCAUAUUAUAUCCGUCAGCUUUACAAAUCACGGACACAAACAAAACGUAAAGGCUUUCCGGAUUAAGCAGUUUACCUAUAUUUGCGUUACGUCUAAAGGAUUAAUAAAAAUUCAAACAAAGCAAAAAUAUAAAUUACAAUAACAAAAUGUUCCAAUUUAUCAUUUUAGCCACAUUCCUAGCGCUAGCUGCAGGUCAAAAUUAUCAUCGCGAUCCCAAAACAGCAGCCAUUAUCAGCGAGCAACGUUACUUAUCCGGUGAUGGUAAAUUUGGUGCUGCUUAUACACAGGAAGACGGUAUCAAUUUCAAAGAAGAAACUGAUGCUGAUGGCACACGUCAUGGUAGCUACAGUUAUGUAGAUCCGACCGGUCAAAGAAGAACUAUAUCGUAUACCGCCGGGAAACAUGGUUUCCAACCUCAGGGAGAUCACUUGCCAGUGCCUCCGCCUGCACCACCACAACCAAUCCCCACUCCGGGAUAUGCCCCACAACCACAAUAUCAACCUCAGUACCAACAACAACCGGCUGGACCUGCUUUCCGCAGCAAUGAUUAUGAUGACGGGUCAUACGAUCAGCGUUACAACGAUCCCGGUUUUGGUCAAGGGCAAUCAUAUAGUCAACCUCAAUAUCGUCCACAACCUGCACCGCAGCCAGCCUAUAAUCCAGCCCCUGCCUACAAUCCUCCAGCUCCUGCCUAUAAUCCUCCAGCACCCGCCUACAACCCACCCGCACCCCAAUAUCAACAACAACCCCAAUACUAUCCCACAACAACACCAAAUCCCCAUCGUUUCUCACCACCCGGUAAACUCUCCCUAAAUCGCACACCAGACGGUUUCACCUACAGUUUUAACAAAGCUUAAGGGAUGACCAAAGCAUAAGAAAUAGUAGAGACAUUGAUUUCUUUUCGAUCCAGAGAGUGAUAGAUUGAGUUUUUUUAUAUUUAAUGAUAUUUGUGAGAAAAAAAGAAUAUACAACUAAAGCUGACUUUUGCUCUCUCCUUCUCUCCUUCUCUCUCUCUCUCUCUCUCUUUCUCUCUUCUUCCCUCUUUUAAGAUUCUUUCAUAACAUUCUCCAUUUUGCUCUUUCAUUCGUAAUCUUAUCCAGCCAACAACACUGCCUC